AUGUCGAAACGACAACAGGUGGGAAGACAACAGGUCGCCCCCGCUGCAUACGAGAUUCGUUUCAGCACGACCGACUCGGGGGUAGAAUUGUUCGAAAUUCCGCCGCCCAACCAAGAAAGAAGUGUACCGGAUCCGUUUAAAAAGCGUGACAAGAUACCGCGAAAUUCGGGUAGCGGAUUGACAUUGGAAGGUUUCGCGCAAAAUGCUAGUACACCGACAUCGCCUACUAACAAACAGAACAAUGUUUCCCUGAAAAAUAAGUUAUCACCAAAGGAUUUGAAUAACUCCCCAUCCAAUGGGCUUGAUGUCCCCAUAAGAUCAAUGGAAAGGCAAGAACGCAAAGGCAUAUUUGCUGACAGGAUGGAGGUUGACGAAACAAUUGUGAACCUAAGUUCAGCGGAGAAGCGGAACAGGAUGGAUGACGAACCUGCCGCGAAACAUGUUCAGAAUAACAAGAAGCGUCCGUUGCCCGCGGAGGAAAACGGUAGUGAUAAGGAGAAUGGCUACUCGACCAAAGAUACUUCCACCCAAAAUUUGACUCACAGUGUAAAUAAGGACUCGUACGUCACGGCCGAAACGGUCGUGCCUAGCAAUAAGGAAAAUAUGAUUAAAAAUAACAAUAAGAACCGAAAGACAAUCAUGUCGACAGAAAUUAAGGAUAAUGAUGUUCGCACUGCGAGUCGACCCAUGGAUGGAUUUGCAACACCACCCGCCACUCCACCAAGUAGUCGGCCAAUGACACCGCAGGGUCCACAAUCGAGUUUAGUCGAUGUCCCGCAGGCAACGUCAAAGACAAGGGAAAUUCCGCCCCUCCCAAGCCCUCCGUCAUCGGCCGGAUCUCUGAUAGCCUAUGACUCCACACAACCAUCAAUGGCAUCACCGUCAAGAAUCCCUCGAUUAUCACCGUCAAGGCCGAUCCUCACAGCAUAUAUGAUGGAACGGCCCACCAUAUCUCAUGAUGAGAUGAUCAUACCGACAAUUGCAAAGAAGCUAAAGAUGAAUGGACAGUUACCUUAUCAUAAUCAUGACGCUCUGCUUGGCGUCAGUGACGAACAAGACCUCUCGUCGGAGAGUGAUCAAACGGAUGUCGCCAACCAAAGUGAGGAUUCGCUUGACGUUGAACAGCAAAAAUUGCCGGAAAGAGAAGCCUCCUCCAUAUCCAAAAAAUCAUCAAAGAUAUUAAACAGGGUACGUCAAGGGUCGGCUCAUAGUCGAAAGGAUAGCGAAAGGACAAAUUCCUAUAUACAAGUUGAGGAAACCUUGGAUUCUAUUGAGCGUGUCCCCAAAUCUGACGAGGAUAAAAAGCGUAAGAGAAAGUCACGAAGAGAGGAAUAUGUCUUGGUAAUUAGGGAUGAAGAUGAGGCCGAUGAAUUCGGAGAAAUUGCCGAACCUCGCUACUCUACGUCACUGACGCCAUCGGAACCUUCAAUGUCUACCACGACAACAUUACUUCCUUCCGAACGAGACUCUGCUGAACAUGAGCAUGAUGAAAAUAAAUCGGAUGAGAUCGAUAGUGCUCCGUCGUUAACGCAGUCAGCUCAACAGGAAACGAAUACUCCCAACUCAACGACUCAAAUGGCUGUACCCAACAAGGCCUCUCCUCCUUUAGCGCUAGAACUCGAGAGGACCUUUACCUCGGGUCCAAACGAAAGGAAACCUAAAAAACACAAGAAAAUCAAAAAUAAAAAGAGCAAAGAAUCUGUGGUCGAUGAUGAUGACGUCAAAAAGUCUAUCUGUUGUUGUACAAUAUGCUAG
Acaulospora colombiana is the source of this 1755-nucleotide messenger RNA. NCBI's taxonomy places the organism in Eukaryota, Fungi, Glomeromycota, Glomeromycetes, Diversisporales, Acaulosporaceae. The record is from the annotation of a GenBank genome assembly.